This is a messenger RNA of Peronospora farinosa, 1581 nucleotides long. NCBI's taxonomy places the organism in Eukaryota, Oomycota, Peronosporomycetes, Peronosporales, Peronosporaceae. The record is from the annotation of a GenBank genome assembly.
AUGAGCGUCCUCUUUGGUACGCGUCGUCGUCGGCUACCCAGCAGCGAAGAGGUAAAGCCUGCGGUGUCAUCUGACUCGGAUUCAGAUGCAAAAUCCAUCGUCAAGCAAACGUUUAUAAACGACAAAGUAUUGGUAAAAAAUGCCGACUCGGCGUUUAACGUGCUUAUUUCGUUCCUGAACCUCGGCGUAGACCCAUGGCUGGUCAAGCGCUGUGAAUUGAUGGGUAUCCGUCAUCCUACACCUGUACAGGCUCAUUGUAUUCCUUCUAUUCUCGCUGGACGUGAUGUAAUUGGAUGUGCUCAGACUGGUAGUGGUAAGACGGCGGCCUUUGCACUACCGAUCCUGCACACACUGAGCAAAGACCCGUACGGCCCUUAUGCUCUCGUAUUGACACCUACUCGGGAGCUGGCCUUUCAGAUUGCAGACCAGUUCAAUGCCUUUGGUAGCUCUAUGGCGGUGCGUUGCACCGUGAUUGUUGGUGGUGUGGACAUGCUCAAGCAGUCGCUGCAGUUGCAGCAGCGUCCGCACAUUAUUGUGGCUACGCCUGGACGAUUUCGGGAUCACUUGAUGCAUGUGGAGCCUCCGAAUAUCUCGUUGGUCAAGUACGUGGUGCUGGAUGAGGCUGACAGACUAUUGGACGUGACGUUUGCCAAGGAUUUGAGCUAUAUAUUCGACAAGUUACCGGCCAAGCGACAGACGCUGUUGUUUUCUGCUACGAUGACUGCAAACUUGGACAGGUUGGAGCAAACGGCGCUUUCAGAUGACGCAUUCCGCUUUGAUGCGACACCCAGUAUCAAGACAGUGGCGACUCUGAAGCAGUUUUAUUUAUUCAUCCCGGCGCAGGUCAAGAUGACUUACCUCAUGUAUUUGAUGAAGAUGUUGGACCCGAAUGAGGAAGAUGAGGAAGAGGAGCAGGGAAGUCGUAAAAAGUCGUCGAAGGGCAACAAGGGCAAAAAGGCUCAUCAGGAUUGGGAAAAGCUGCUGGAAGCCACAACAUCAUCAUCAAAACAUCAACUUAGGUCCAUGAUGAUUUUUGUGUCCACAUGCAAGAUGUGCGAGCUGGUGGGUGAAAUUGGCAAUGAACUGGACAUCAAGUGUGUGACGUUGCACUCGAUGAUGUCACAGAACCGACGUCUUGCAGCUCUUGGCAAGUUUAAGAGUGGUCUUAGUCACAUCCUUAUCAGCACUGAUGUUGCGAGUCGUGGUUUAGACAUCCCCGAGGUCGACAUUGUGAUGAACUUCGACUUGCCACGCGAUGCCGAUGACUACAUUCACCGAGUGGGUCGUACUGCUCGUGCUGGACGCAACGGUCAAGCUAUCUCUCUGGUGACACAGCAUGACAUUGAGCUACUACAGAACAUCGAAGCCAAGGUGGGCAAGAAAAUGGAUGACUACGAGUACGAGGCACCCGAGAAAAAGGUUCUCAAAUUGCUCAACGACGUGACUACCGCUUCACGUAUCGCCAAGAUGAAGCUGACUGAGCGUGGCUUUGAUGAUAAGGUACAAGCACGCAAGGUAAAACGCCAGGAACAACUACAACGCAGCAACAAGAAGCAUAAGACACAGACAGACAAGCAAUAG